CCAGCCACAGGGUGAGGCUGCCGCGCCCGCUGGCGUCUCUUUCCCUUUGGCCGGGCUUCGGGCUGAGCCAGGCUGGGCGGGACGGGUGGCUCUCUGGGGGCCGGCCUCCAGCUCCCCACUUUUUCUCCCUCUUCCUCCUCCCGGGGCUGUCCCGGGCGGCGCGGCCAAUGAGCGGCGAGAGGAGGGGAGCGGGAAGCGGAGAGCGCACGGUGUGGCGGCCCUCCUCUGCGCGGGUGGCCGCAGCGCCAAAGCCAAGUUCGCUCUCUCUGAGAGCUGGUGUCCAGUCCAGUCUCGGGCCACACCGCCUGGUCCUCCCCAGCGAGACGACAGCGCUGCUCUCGGUGCAGUCACUCAACCGCACCCGGACAGGAGGACACUGGGCAGCGGGGCACGGGCCGGGGAAGCCGCCUGCUGAAGAUGCAGGAUGGCAGACGAGCCUCCGGCCAGCCUCUCCUACCGCACGACGGGCUCCACCUGCCUGCACCCGCUCAGCGAGCUCCUGGGCAUCCCGCUGGACCAGGUGAAUUUUGUGGCAUGCCAGCUCUUUGCCUUGUUUGCUGCUUUCUGGUUUCGCAUUUACUUAAACCCCAGGAAAACUAGCCCUGAGAUUCGCCACGCAUUUGCUACCAUUUUUGGCAUCUAUUUUGUCAUCUUCUGUUUUGGCUGGUACUCUGUGCAUCUUUUUGUGCUGGUGUUGAUGUGUUACGGAGUCAUGGUCACCACGAGCACAUCCAACAUCCAUAGAUACUCCUUUUUUGUAGCCAUGGGCUACCUUACGUUAUGCCACAUCAGUCGAAUCUACAUUUUCCACUAUGGAAUUCUCACUACAGAUUUUUCUGGACCUCUGAUGAUUGUCACUCAGAAGAUCACGACCUUGGCAUUCCAGCUUCAUGAUGGACUAGGUCAAAGAGUUGAGGACCUCUCUGCUGAGCAAUAUCGACUGGCUAUAAAAGUAAAACCCUCUUUAUUGGAAUACUUAAGCUAUCUUCUCAAUUUCAUGAGUGUCAUAGCUGGGCCUUGCAACAAUUUCAAGGACUAUGUAGCCUUCAUUGAAGGGAGACACACACAGAUGAAGCUUCUGGAAGUGAAAUGGAAGCUAAAAGGUUUCCACAGCGUGCCAGAGCCUUCUCCCACUGGAGCUGUGAUACACAAGUUGUGCAUGACCUUGGUGUCUCUCCUUUUGUUUUUGACGCUCACGAGGACUUUCCCUGUCACUUGCCUGGUUGAUGAUCAGUUUGUUCAUAGAGCAAACUUUUUGACUCGACUCUGCUACUUAUAUAUUGUUAUGCAAGCCUCAAAGCCCAAAUAUUACUUUGCAUGGACAUUAGCUGAUGCAGUGAAUAAUGCAGCUGGAUUUGGGUUCAGCGGAGUGGAUAAGAAUGGAAAUUCCUGUUGGGAUCUGCUUUCUAACCUAAACAUCUGGAACAUUGAGACUGCCACAAGUUUCAAAAUGUACUUAGAAAACUGGAAUAUUCAGACAGCUACUUGGCUAAAGAGAGUGUGCUAUGAGAGGGUUCCCUGGUACCCCACGGUGCUAACCUUUAUCCUUUCUGCCUUAUGGCAUGGUGUUUAUCCUGGAUACUAUUUUACCUUCUUAACUGGAAUAUUUGUUACAUUAGCAGCAAGAAAGGUGAGAAGCAACUACAGACACUACUUCCUUUCUUCAAAAGUUCUCAAGUUUGUUUAUGAUGUGGUCACCUGGGUUGUCACUCAGCUGGCUGUCUCUUACACCAUUGCACCCUUUGUCAUGUUGGCAGUUGAGCCAACCAUCAGUUUAUACAAGUCCAUGUACUUCUAUUUACACAUCAUAAGUCUUCUGAUAAUACUGUUUCUGCCAAUCAAACCACAAGCACAUAUUCAAAGCCAGCCUCAGAUACUGAAAUCUGUGAAGAGAAAAACAGAUUGAUAACCUCCAACAGAAGCUGAACAACAUUGGAAAGCUGAAGUGGAAAGGCUCAAAGGUUCUCUACUGACUUAGAGGCAAUGUUUACAUGUAUUUUUUGCUUUUAAAUACAGGGAGUAUUUUCAUAAAGCCUUUUAAUACCAUUACAUGGGCCACACACAUCCAAUUGCUUUAAUAUUUCCUAGGUACUUUGGUUGGUGUAGGUGUGAGCUGGAGCCAUAGAAAAAGUCUGCUGUGGGAUGCUUUUAUCCCCUUCUUUUGGCAUGAUUUCUGGCCACUACAAUCUUGGGAAUCCUGUCAUUUGCUCCAGAAGUUGGAAGGCGAAGCUGAUACAACGUGUCUUUCAGAAUAUACUCCUUGGGAAGUCCCAAAUGUUUGCUUUGUGACAAUACUGAUUUGAAACUCAGUAGCUAAACUCAAAAUACUGUAGAGGAGAGGAACUGCUGAGGAUUUUCAGGUAAUGAAAAUUAUAAGCCAGGAGCAUUAGCUGUGGACACUUGAAUGGACUGAAAGUGAGGUACACCAUAAAGCAGGCUGUUUUCCUACCCUGCCCUGGGAUGCAACCCUUUUCUUUUUUUUCUUUUGAACUGAGCCAAGAUUGGAAAUCAAAAUCUCCUGUACACAUAUACCAAUAAUCAAGGAGAGGGUACAGUUUUUUUCCAAAUAUUUUCUGUCUCACAUCACCGUCUGUUUGCCCCAAAGAAAGACCCAAAUGUUCACACCAGCAAAGAAAAUUGAAUGUCUUUUUAAAAAUAUUUUUAAAAAACUAAAACUUUGAUAUGAAGUAAAUAUUUCUCUUUUCUCUCUUUAUACGUUGGAGGUAUGAAUGACACACAGGCUAAUUUUCCUUUUUCUGGUUUCAAAGCUGAAUAAAUCCAACCUUGUCUUAGUUGAAUCAUACUAGAAAGCAGACAUUAAAAGAGUUUUCUGUCUUUGUUAUGAAUGUAAUAUUGUUCUGUUAGGGAAAUUCCAUUGGGUAAUAUUCUAUGUGGGAGAAAGAAACAUGGUAAUAUUUGCUGUGGAAAAUGAUGACAAUAAUGAAAUAUAUGGUACAAUGUUAUACUGUUAAAUGUCUUGAGUAAAUUCACAUCAGACAUUCUUCAUUCUUUCUUAUUGGAUGAAGGUUGUGUUUCAUAAUAAAGGAAAUAUUUCUGAACAGACAAUUAGCUUGGGUUAGUAGAAACUUUAUCUUUAAAUUGUGUGUAAGAAAUGGGCAGAGCAAGACCAGAGUACCGUUCUACCAUUUGAUGUUCCAUUUUUGUUGUUCCAUUUUGCUUUUGUCUUUGUUUUCUGUAGGUAUUAAAAUAAGUGCCUCAUACAUGUAAGCCACUAAGCUUUUGCCUGGCCCAAGA
Erinaceus europaeus (western European hedgehog) is the source of this 3255-nucleotide messenger RNA. RefSeq names its product membrane bound O-acyltransferase domain containing 1 (gene MBOAT1). NCBI's taxonomy places the organism in Eukaryota, Metazoa, Chordata, Mammalia, Eulipotyphla, Erinaceidae. The record is from RefSeq and is a predicted model, not a curated record. Gene Ontology annotation, cellular component: membrane. Gene Ontology annotation, molecular function: acyltransferase activity. The coding region runs from base 425 to 1906 and encodes 493 amino acids. Gene Ontology annotation, biological process: lipid modification. The transcript has 13 exons.